AUGAUGAAAAUAUGGUCUAUGAAGAAGCAGCAGCAGCAGGACGAGGCUGCAGCAGCUGCCUCGAGCAAGAAGAAGAAGGUCACCCCAGCCCAGUUACGCACACAGAAAGAUCUCGAAGAGUUAUCCCUUGGUACAACAAUGAAGACGCACUUCCCUAACCCCGACGAUAUCCUUAACUUCGAGCUCACAAUCGACCCCGACGAGGGCAUGUACAAGGGCGGACGCUUCAGGUUCGACUUCAAGAUCAACCAGAACUUCCCUCACGACCCGCCAAAAGUCAAGUGCACACAGAAGAUUUACCACCCGAACAUCGACCUUGAGGGAAACGUCUGCUUGAACAUUCUGCGAGAAGACUGGAAGCCGGUGUUGAACUUGAAUGCGGUUGUUGUUGGGUUACAAUUCCUGUUCCUUGAGCCAAACGCGUCGGACCCGCUGAACAAGGAGGCUGCGGAGGAUCUCAAGCAGAACCGAGAGGGCUUCAAGCGCAAUGUGCGCGCAUCGCUCGGCGGUGGAACUGUCAAGGGACAGAGCUUUGAUCGCGUGCUCAAAUGA
Messenger RNA from Alternaria postmessia, 552 nucleotides. It is a transcript of the gene UBC12, whose product is annotated as NEDD8-conjugating protein ubc12. The record is from RefSeq and is a predicted model, not a curated record. The transcript is spliced from 3 exons. Lineage: Eukaryota; Fungi; Ascomycota; Dothideomycetes; Pleosporales; Pleosporaceae. Bases 1 to 552 code for a protein of 183 amino acids.